Molecule: messenger RNA, 2192 nt
Organism: Misgurnus anguillicaudatus (oriental weatherfish)
Lineage: Eukaryota; Metazoa; Chordata; Actinopteri; Cypriniformes; Cobitidae
Gene: gask1a
Product: golgi associated kinase 1A
Cellular component (GO): Golgi apparatus
Source: RefSeq, a predicted model, not a curated record
CUCAUGUUACAUAGCACAUUCCUCCUCAAACCUCCACCAUCCUCCUGCAACGUGUUCAGACCUUUGUUCUCACACUUUGGAGGCUUUGCAACCGGAGAAACUUUAGGAAAAUCUGAAUAACUGAACAAUGUGACUUUGCGUGCAUCUCGCGUGUGCGUUGGUUCAGUUACGCGAAAGGAAUAACAUGCAGGAAUAACAACGGGGUGUUUGGAUGUGGAGCGCACAGGAACGAAGAUGAUGUGGCGCUAGAUGCGGUGCACGAGCAGAUAAAGCACACACAGUCUAUUACAAGGGUGUUUGUGAUGGCUCUAAAACUGUGGCUGAAAUUCAGACUGAAACGUUGCUCUGUGGUGGCCUUCCUGUCCCUCUUCACUUUGUCAGUGAUGAUAUACACCCUUCCUUCCUCCCCAUCUGACCGGAGCGACUUGCACCCAUGGGCCACCCGAAAUAACAAACCCAGCAGGCUGUUGGUGAGGCGCUCGCUGAGACCUCAUCUUCCAUUACACACCAAGAGUGAAGUGAAGGACUCCACCAAGCAUCUUCUGAUGGUCAACCAUCAGCAACUAUCAUUUUCUUCUGGGAAAACAGCGGAGGAAAACAGCAACAAGCCAACCAUCCAUCUUCUCCGCUCCAGACUUGACCCGGCAUUGCCUCAGUCUGCCAAAAUGCAAAGCCUCCACCCAAACAGCACGGCAUGCAGGCACAAAUGCGCUCCAGAUGGGGCCGAAGCAAAGAGGCUCGCGGGGCGAGUGGUAAAACUAAAACAGGUGCCUAGAGAGGAAGGAACAAGAGAAAGACUUUUUGAGAAGAAAGCGCCUCAGUCUGGGAUGAGAGCGCCUUUUACUAACUGGUGUAAGUCUGUACCCGAUGAGACUGAAUUUAAAGACUGGAAAGCCGAGUCUCUGCCCUGGUUCAGCGAUGAUGAUGUGCAAAAGAUGAAGUUGCUCUCCAGAGGUGUCGUGAUGAGUAAAAGCAGGCUUUCAGGUCACGGACAAGUACUUCAGGUUGGAUUAAAUAGCACCUUCGCAGGAGCCGAACAUAUCAAACAUUGCCAGACAGGUGGCUGUGCUCUCAUCAAACGUCCCGGUGACUGGUUUGAGGUAUUUGCUUUUCACCUAGACAGAGUUCUGGGUCUGAAUCGGAGUCUGCCUGUAGUCUUGAGGACCUUUCACGGUGAGAUUCUUCCAUACAAGUACACCAACGGCUCUCCCAGACCUGUGGUUUGGUGGGAUCCCAGCAUCCAGCACCUCUCUGAUGCUGACAAUGACCAAAACUCUUUCUCGCUCACCUGGCCACAAUAUCAGACGGUACUGCAGAGCAGAUGUGGUUCUCAGGUGCCUUUAAACUUUACCAACUGUGUGGGAGUGCAUCACUCAGAAUGGGGACGACUGGCUUUGUUUGACUUUCUGCUGCAGGUCAAUGACAGACUGGACCGGCACUGUUGUGGAUUCACACCAGAUCCAUCAGAAUUAUGUGUAGAAAACCUGCUGCAUGUCAAAUGUAGAAACCCAAAGGACUUAAAUCUUGUGCACAUCCUGGUUCGUAAGACAGAACCAUCCAGACUGGUCUUUAUUGACAAUGCAGGAAGACCUUAUCAACCACAGGACAACCUUAACUUCAGACUGGUUGAAGGCAUUGAUGAGUUUCCAGAGAGGGCCGUUUCAGUGCUGAUGUCAGGAUGUCUGGAGAAGGUGCUCCUGCGUUCCCUGUUUUCAGAUCGGGAAUUCUGGGUGAGCAGAGGAGGAGUGUCUGGACUUAAAUCUCUUUUACACAAUGUGGGGCAAAGAGCCAAGGUCCUGCUGCAGCAUAUUCAAGAGAAAAAACUGAGACUUAACAGAGACCUAUGACCAUGAAAAUCAUAUUGUCAACAAUCCAUUACUAAAUUCUCAGUAGACUAUAGAAAUCCUUUAUUUGUAUUGUUUUGAAUAUAUGUAUGUGGAUGAAAGUGUUUGGUUUGCUGUUUAGAAGACAGUUAUGAGAGGAGGCGUUGUGUUUGAAUUUCUGGGUCAGUUUUGUUAAUUAAGGCUGACAAACCUUAACCUUAUGAGAUGCUAUUGAUGUCUAAGAAAAGAGAUUCCAGAUGGCCAUUUGCAAAUGAGAAGUCAUCCAGGGGUCUGUAACUGUGCAGAGACUUCAGAGUCGCUAACCAGACAUGAUGUGUUAGUCACAGACGACAAGCAAUUUGUCUGCUC